GAUAAUGUAAACAUUAGUCACGAGCUCACGCAGCGAUGCUCAGGUCACAAAAACGAAUAAGAAAGUACAAAUAAAUUUGAUUAAUUGUUAUCCACUGUUGAAAUCACUAAAUCCUUACCUUCGUUAAAAGAGGAGACAAUAAAAAUGAAGGAGAAUGUCACAGAGAUCUGCGAGAAGCUGGACAAUCUCCUGCUCCAUACCCUGGACCUGAUGGAGGAGAAGGUGGUGACGACAAUUCAACUGGAAAAUCAUCUCCGCGAUGGACACCUGGAGCUGGCGAAAGCGAGGUACAUACAGGGCAAGGAGACUGUGGGAAUGCUCCGAGUGCCCCAGGACACGCCGAUAACCUCCCUCUUCGAUCUGGAGACGUCCUAUCCAGAGCACAAUGAGGACGAGACCGAGUUGAACACCUCUUCCCUUCCUCGAUUCUCGAUUAACCUGAAAGAUAAGGAGGAGAUCAAUAAAAUUCAGGAUCCUCUGAAGUGGUUUGGCGUUCUUGUCCCUCAGAGCCUGAAAACUGCCCAGAAACGCUUCCAGGAAUCACUUUACCUAUCCGCCCGGAUCAGUGACAUUGGGGCUGAGCUUAAUGUCAUCUCCAAGGACUUUGAAGCCUCUAAAGAAGUCAAAAAUCAGCUGGUGAGGAAUAGUGAGGGAGAGAGUGAUAGGAUUGCGAAGCUGCAGGGGGAAAAUUAAAUAGUAAGAUAGAAUUUACAAAACAUAAAUUUAAUGAACUGCUGGAAAGGUUCUUAAAGAUUUUUUUAAUGAACCUAUUGGGAGACCUAUUCGAGGAACCUAUUCGAAGAUUAUUGUGAAUAUAUGUAGGUCGCCUCUGGAAUUCAUCGAUGAUCUUUAUACAGAUCAGAAUGAGGCGGGGAAUAAAAAUCCUAGGAUCAUA
Molecule: messenger RNA, 895 nt
Organism: Diachasmimorpha longicaudata
Lineage: Eukaryota; Metazoa; Arthropoda; Insecta; Hymenoptera; Braconidae
Product: coiled-coil domain-containing protein 115-like
Exons: 1
Coding region: 145-693 (182 amino acids)
Biological process (GO): vacuolar proton-transporting V-type ATPase complex assembly
Source: RefSeq, a predicted model, not a curated record